Messenger RNA from Salvia hispanica, 1415 nucleotides. Lineage: Eukaryota; Viridiplantae; Streptophyta; Magnoliopsida; Lamiales; Lamiaceae. The record is from RefSeq and is a predicted model, not a curated record.
AUGGCCAAAUCAAUUGAAACAAUUUCUAUAGGCAUCAAACUUGACGGAAAAAAUUUCCCUAUUUGGUCAAAAUUGAUGCUUGUAAACAUUGGAUCCAGGGAGAAACUGGAUCACAUAGAGGGGGAAAAUGAGCCGCCGGCACGAGACGAUCCCAAGUUCAAGGAAUGGCAAGCUGCCGAUUACAUGGUGUUCUCGUGGCUUAUCCAGAAUAUGGAGCCGAGACUCGUCGUGCAAUUCGCCCAACAUCAGACAGCCAAGGCUAUGUGGAAAAGCCUUGUCACUACCUUCGGUGCACGAGUCGAUCCUGUACAAGUCUACGACCUUGAAAUCACGACAACAAGAACGUUGCAAGGGGACGACAGCCUCGAAGGCUACUGGAGUGAACUCCAAAAACUUUGGGUGGACACAGAUUCAAGGAAGCCUUGUCCAUAUACAUGUUGCGACAAAGGUCCUGGCAUCUACCAAAAAGAGACGCAGACCAAAAGAUUAUACCAAUUCCUCGCCGGGCUAAACGACAAGUACAAUGGCCUGCGGCGGGAGAUUCUCAAACUCAGCGACACUACAGCUGAGGAAGCAUUCGGAAUAAUGAAACAAGAGGAAGGUCGGACUGCCGUGUGGAGACCGUCGGCGAGACUGUCCGACCCAGGAGAAACCGGAAUUGGAGCGGGCUUCGGUACCCGAUUCCAUCUGCCACCACCACACAUGCAGACACGCGGACCACCACUGCCCUACACUGCUCCACCGGCGCUGCCCCCACGCGGAAACUUCACGAACCGAAAGGGACUUGACAAAUCGAAACUCCAUUGUUCCCACUGUGGAAUGACAAAGCACACCAAGGAGACGUGCUUCAAGCUCGUCGGCUACCCUGAAUGGUGGGAGGACGGGCACAAGGCGAACAAGGGCGGUGCUGGGAAAGUAAAAACGGCUAUUGGGCGAGAAGAGGUCGAUGGGAAUGGAGGAGUCGUCGCUCCAGCGGGCAACCAGAUGGCCACUGGCGCUGGGGGCGACGGGAAUCGUCCGGGAGAACUCCUAAUUGCAGGCGGGUGGUGGGGAACAGGCAGCGGUGGUGAGCGAGGGGAGGCAGCGGCGCCGAAGUCUUCCGCCUCUUUUACUCGUUCAAUUGAAGGAUAUCCGGACGGGGAUGACGAUUGGGCGUGGCACUGAACACCAAGGGUUGUAUUAUGUGGAUGAGAUAGCUCAAUCUGGCAGAGGAAUGCUGGCUCACGGAACUUCAGACCAGGAAGUCAAGUUAUGGCAUAGGCGGUUAGGGCAUCCGUCCUCAAGUUAUUUAAACAUUUUAUUUCCUAAUCUCGUUAAGAACUCCGUUUUUAAUUGUGAAACAUGUGUUUUGGCCAAGAGCCACAGACAAUCUUUUAAACUCAGUAAUACUAGAGUUGAUUCUGUUUUUUCCUUAA